GUGGCUCACACGUGAAAAAAUACACACCACUGAUGCACGCGAUUUGGGAAUCUGACAUGAUGCUGCAAACGAGUGAAUCAGUUUAAAGUGAAUUUGGGUUUCGACAGCAAUUAGUUCUGAAAGAGCAAGCGCUUAAAGAUCUCAGAGGUGUGAAGAUGGAGGAAAAGGAGCAGAAACGACACCAGCACAAGCAAAGUGGCCCCAAGGCUGCAAAGAAGAAGAAGAGGAAGCAGCGGGAUCAGAGUUCAGACCCGGAGCAAGAUGAGCGCAAGAGAAACCCAAAAGCAUUCGCUGUGCGUUCGGCUGUACGCAUGGCCAAGACCUUCCACAGGACACAAGACAUAAAAACUAAGAAGCAUCAUAUUCCUUUGGUAGACCGCACGCCUUUAGAGCCACCCCCUGUGGUGGUGGUCGUAAUGGGGCCUCCAAAAGUAGGCAAGAGCACACUCAUCCGCUGCCUGAUCAAAAAUUACACCCGGCAGAAGCUUUCAGACAUCUGCGGCCCUGUCACAAUAGUAUCAGGGAAGAAACGGCGUCUGACUUUUAUUGAGUGCAACAACGAUAUCAAUACCAUGAUAGAUUUGGCAAAGGUUGCAGACCUGGUCCUGAUGCUGAUUGAUGCUAGUUUUGGCUUUGAGAUGGAGACCUUUGAGUUCCUCAACAUCUGUCAGGUGCAUGGUUUCCCUCGUGUCAUGGGCGUGCUCACACACCUGGACUCCUUCAAAAACAAUAAGUCGCUCAAUAAGACAAAGAAACGUCUCAAACAUCGCUUCUGGACUGAGGUGUAUCAGGGUGCCAAGCUGUUUUACCUGUCUGGGAUGGUGUAUGGCGAGUACCAGACACAGGAAGUGAGGAACCUUGGACGAUUCAUUUCAGUCAUGAAGUUUAGGCAGCUGGUGUGGCAAACCUCUCACCCUUAUGUUGUGGCUGAUCGCAUGGAAGAUCUAACCGAUCCAGAGGCUAUCCGUUUAGAUCCGAAGUGUGACAGAACUGUGUCUCUGUAUGGCUACCUGCGUGGGACAUUCCUGAAGAACAAAGGCCAGGUUCAUAUUCCAGGAGUAGGAGACUUCUCAGUGUCCGACAUCAGCUUUCUUCCUGACCCGUGUCCUCUGCCAGAGGAGUUGAAGAAGAGAGCUCUGAAUGAGAAGGAGAGACUGCUCUACGCUCCUAUGUCAGGGGUUGGAGGAGUGGUGUAUGAUAAAGACGCUGUGUACAUAGACAUGCCGAUUGGCCAUGUCAAACAGGACCAGGAGGAGGUACGUCCUGCCACAGAGCUGAUGCAGUCCCUCAUGGGCACACAGGCCACGCUGGAUGUCAAGAUUGCUGCCAGCAAAGUUUCACUGUUCACAGGAACUGCAGCACUGACUCCAGAGGAAGUGCAAGAGAAAGGCAUUGAAAAGGAAGGGCCUUUGGAGAGCCGAGUGUGGGACCCUGAGGCCCAGCGAGAGAGGAGGAAAGCUGUCUUUGUUGAUGAAGAUGAGAGGGACAAUGAUGAAAGUGAUGAGGAAGAGUCAGAUGAAGGUGAAAGCAAGGAGGAAAAGGCAGGUGAGGGGGAGGAUGGUGAAGAUGAUGAUGAUGAUGAUGAUGAAGAGGAGGAGGAGGAAGAAGAAGAAGAGGAGGAGGAGGCUAGAGGUGAUGAGAGCAAACUGGACAAGAGUGAAGUGGCAAAGGGUGAAAAGAAAAAAAUAAAUGAAGCAGCUCCUCUUAUAAAGAGACAGAAGAUGGAGGAAAAUGGAAAAGGCAGCAGGAAUGCUGUAGAGAUGCCUGCAUUUGCAGACAGUGAUGAUGACCUAGAGAAAAGUGACAAAGAAGAAUCAGAAGAGAGUGACGAGGAUGAAGAUGAGGAGGAGGAGGAGGAGGAGGAGGAAAUGGAAGAAGAGAAACAAAAGCCUGAGAAAAGAAGCUCAGCACCUCCAGACUCUGGUCACUGCUCUGAGGAGGAUAGUGAUGAUGAAGAAGAGGACGUGCAAGAGGAAGGAGAUGCUGCAAAGCAGAAGAUGGCUGAUGAUGAUGAUGAUGAUGAAGAGGAGGAGGAUAUGGAUGAGGAUGAGGAAGAUGAAGAAGAGCUGGGAUCUGAAACUGCAGGAGCACUACGCUGGAAAGACGACUUGGCCCGGAAAGCCACGGAAGCGUAUCAGAGACGACAACGUGCCGCACCUAACCUACGCAAGCUGGUGUAUGGCACAGUGGCGGAGGAGGAAGAAAACGCUGAGGAGGAGGAGUUGGGUGGACUGUUUCGUGUUAGUCGGCCAGAGAAGAACAAGAAAGUACGAGCGGAUGCCAUGGACUGCUCACGUUUCCAGCCUGAUGCAAGCCAUGACUGGGACCAGGAGGAGAUGUUAGCCUCCAUUAGGGACUGCUUUGUAACUGGAAAAUGGGAAGGAGAUAAAGAUGCUGCUACAUUGCUUAAAGAGGAUGAUGAAAUGUAUGGAGAUUUUGAGGACCUUGAAACUGGAGAGGUUCACAAAGCAAACUCUGCGAAGGGAGACGAUGCUGAGGGAAGUAAUGAGGAGGAAGAAGAGGAGGAGGAAGAGGAACCCACAUUAGUGAAGGUUGAUGAUGAUGAAGCUCAGAAAAACAAACGUCUGGAAAAGAAGAGGAGACUGAAGGAGAGGUUCAAUGCGGAAUAUGAUGAUGGAGACGCUACUUACUUUGAUGACCUCAAAGAGGAAAUGCAGAAGCAGGCUGAGCUGAACAGGGCUGAGUUUGAGGACAUGGAUGAUGAGACUCGUGUUCAUUAUGAGGGCUUCAGGCCUGGCAUGUAUGUGCGCCUGGAAAUCCCCUCGCUUCCGUGUGAGUUUGUUACCAACUUUGACCCACAUUAUCCCAUCAUAGUUGGUGCCUUGGGAGCCAGCGAAGGCAAUAUAGGCUAUCUGCAGAUGCGUUUGAAGAAACACCGCUGGUAUAAGCGUAUCCUGAAGACCCGUGACCCGCUCAUUCUGUCAUUAGGCUGGAGACGUUUCCAGACUAUUCCUCUCUACCACAUUGAAGACCACAACGGCCGCCACCGCCUGCUCAAAUACACUCCUGAGCAUAUGCACUGUGGUGCCGCUAUCUGGGGUCCCAUAACACCCCAGGGGACGGGAUUUCUGGCUGUGCAGAGUGUUGCAGGGACUCAAGCAAAUUUCCGCAUUGCAGCCACUGGAGUCAUCUUGGAUUUGGACAAAUCUGUGACCAUUGUGAAGAAACUGAAGCUGGUUGGAUACCCGUAUAAGAUUUUUAAGAACACCAGCUUCGUCCAGGGAAUGUUUAACACAGUGCUGGAGGUCGCAAAGUUCGAGGGCGCUUCGAUUCGCACGGUCAGUGGGAUCAAAGGUCAGAUUAAAAAGGCUCUGCGGACGCCACCUGGAACCUUCCGAGCCACCUUUGAGGACAGACUCCUCAUGAGCGAUAUUGUGUUCCUGCGCUCCUGGUUUCCUGUCUCAGUUCCUCAGCUGUACAAUCCCGUGACCUCUCUGCUGAUGCCUGUUGGACAGAAGGACAAAUGGACGGGAAUGAGGACCCUUGGACAGCUUAAAUAUGACUUGGGAAUAAGGAACCAACCAAUCCAAGACUCUCUGUACAAGCCGAUUGUGAGGCAGAAGCGACACUUCAACCCCCUCCAUAUCCCCAAAGAGCUGCAAAAGGCUUUGCCAUUCAAGAGCAAACACAAGCAGCAGGAGGCCAAGGGCAAAGUCCCCCGAGACAUGCAGAGACCGGUCGUGAUCCGCGAGCCCCACGAGCGGAAGGUGGCAGCAUUGCUCAAUGCCCUGAGCACAGUCUACUCUCACAAGGAGAAGAAGGCUCAAGCAGAGCAGCACAUGAAGCACAAAGAGUUCCUGAAGAAGAAGGAGAAGCUGGAGGCAGAGAAGCUGAAGAGACAGAAGGAAGAGCGAAAAAAGGUCUACCGUGCUAUGGGACAGAAGGAGAAGAAGAAACUCAAGGCCAGCCUUAAGGGAGCUUCUAAGGAUGACUGAGUGUGCUAUACUUCUGACCUAGUGCUGCUGGACAUCAGCUCUGAGUCCACUGGACCCACAGAGUCUGACUGUGUGUACAGGUUUAACACCACCUGAAGUGUGGAGAUGUACACUGAUAUGUGAGACAUGGAGCUGUGGCUUGUAUAUAUUUCACCACACAAACAAGCUGUUUGUGACUCCAACCUGAGAAUUAUAGUCACCAUUUAAAUGGCACACUUGCCUUGUAAAUGUGGAUGACUAUAUAGAUGUCUUGGUUUUCUUAAUCUUGCAGUUUGUCAGUUGGAUACCAUGUAAAUGCUUUGUAAUGUUUGUUUUAAUAAAAUAACCUAUAUUUCCCGA
Molecule: messenger RNA, 4295 nt
Organism: Tachysurus vachellii
Lineage: Eukaryota; Metazoa; Chordata; Actinopteri; Siluriformes; Bagridae
Gene: bms1
Product: BMS1 ribosome biogenesis factor
Exons: 23
Coding region: 156-3956 (1266 amino acids)
Biological process (GO): maturation of SSU-rRNA from tricistronic rRNA transcript (SSU-rRNA, 5.8S rRNA, LSU-rRNA); endonucleolytic cleavage of tricistronic rRNA transcript (SSU-rRNA, 5.8S rRNA, LSU-rRNA); ribosome biogenesis
Cellular component (GO): 90S preribosome; nucleus
Molecular function (GO): U3 snoRNA binding; GTP binding; GTPase activity
Source: RefSeq, a predicted model, not a curated record